This is a messenger RNA of Salvia miltiorrhiza (redroot sage), 2363 nucleotides long. Its product is annotated as receptor-like serine/threonine-protein kinase At2g45590. The transcript has a single exon. Gene Ontology annotation, molecular function: ATP binding; protein kinase activity. The record is from RefSeq and is a predicted model, not a curated record. Lineage: Eukaryota; Viridiplantae; Streptophyta; Magnoliopsida; Lamiales; Lamiaceae. Gene Ontology annotation, biological process: protein phosphorylation. Bases 263 to 2224 code for a protein of 653 amino acids.
AUCCUUAAAUAUUUGAAUAAAAUUUAGAGUCGGAUUUGUGUGAAGGGCAGAGAGACACAGUUGCGUCACAAGACUGUAGCUUUAGCACUGUGACAGACAAAACACAGCUGAGAGAGAAAGCAGAAGAAGACGACGCCCAAGUGCCAUAACGAACAUAAGCAUCUCUCUCUCUAAAAUCAACACUCUGUUGUUCCUUUCUCUCACUAGUCUCUAUCUACCACUUCUAUAUACUCUUUGCUUCUAUCCUUUCGGUGUUACCACAAUGCCACCACCUCCGCCGUCGCCGCACCACCGCCUCCUCCCGCCGCUCCUCGCCGCCGCCGCGGCGCUUGCCUUCUUCUUCGCAUCCGUGGUCCUCUACCGCAAGAUCACCCGCAAGAGGACCGUUCCGGCGGAUCUGAUGAAGCCUCCGUUCCCGCCGCAGAGGUUCUCCCACUCGCUCCUCCGCUCCUCCACCGACUCGUUCGCCGCCGCCAACCGCCUCGGCCAGGGCGGGUUCGGGUCGGUGUUCAAGGGGAUCCUCCCCUCCGGCCAGGAAAUCGCGGUGAAGCUGAUGAGCGAGGCCUCAAUCCAGGGCGAGCGCGAGUUCCAGAACGAGCUCUCCCUGGCCUCGCGCAUCGACACCGCCUGCUGCCCUUACGUCGUCUGCGCGCUCGGAUUCUCCACCUCCGACGCCUCCAAGACCUGCGAUUUGUUGUAUUUCGGCCGCCGGAGGAAGAGGAGAGAGAAGAAAUUAGUCCUGGUGUACGAGUACAUGCAGAACGGGAGCUUGCAGGACGCGCUGUUGGAUCGAAAAUGCGCCGAGCUCAUGAAUUGGGGGAAGAGGUUUUCGAUCAUACUCUCCAUCGCUAAAGGCCUCGAUUAUCUGCAUUGCUCCUGCGAUCCGCCCAUCGUUCACGGCGACAUCAAGCCUUCCAAUAUCCUGCUCGACUGCAAUUUCGAUGCCAAGAUCGCCGAUUUCGGAUUGGCGCAGGUGCUCACCAAGCCGGAGGAGAUGGCGGAGAUAUUCCUCGAGGAGAAGAAAGGGGAUGAUUACGGCUCGAUAAUCGAGGAAAACGAGAGCUUCGUGACGGAGGAUGCCGUCGUUGUGAAUGUUGAGCAAUCGCCGGAAGAUUCUUACUGCGUCAGGAUAGCUGAUGCAGAGGAAGGGAUGGCCCCAUCUGAGCGUUUGGAGAAGGAUGGGAGUGUUGCGGAUGGGAUUUUAGAUCGGAUUACUGUUGGGAGUGGGAACAGGAAAGGGGCGGCUGGAGCAGGGAAGAGCGACGCCGGCGGUGAUUGGUGGUGGAAGCAAGAAAAUGUGGGCGGAUUAUCGGAUUCCGGCAGGGUAAAGGACUACGUAAUGGAGUGGAUUGGGAGCGAGAUCAGUAAGGAGAGGCCUAAGAAGGAGUGGAUCAGGUCUCAAAGCUCCAUCGACGAAGAAGCAAAAACAGAGCCAAAGAAGCAGGGGAAGAAGCUCGAAUGGUGGGCAUCAUUAGAUAGGGAUGCAAUGUCAAUGAGGAAGGAAAGAAGGAAUAGGAAGCCCAGGGAAUGGUGGAAGGAGGAGUUCUGCGACGAACUAUCCAAGAAGAAGAAGAAGCAGAAGGCCAAGAAGAGAAGGGGGGAUAGCGAAGGCGAAAUGUGGUGGCAGAGGGAUGACGACGCUGUGCCGGAAAAGAGGAGGCGGCGCAGCCGCACCAGCAUUGACCGCUGGCUCGACGGUUUCAGCGGCGAGUUCCGCGUAGGGAGGCGGAACAGUCAAGAUUGGACUAACGGUGACAUCCCAAAGAGUGGUGGGAUUAGUAGCACACCUAGUAUGAGGGGUACUGUGUGCUACAUUGCCCCCGAGUACGGUGGCGGCGCGCAGGUCUCGGACAAGUGCGACGUGUACAGCUUCGGGGUGCUGUUGCUGGUGGUGGUGUCGGGGCGGAGGCCGUUGCAAGUCACGGCCUCGCCCAUGUCGGAGUUCGAGAGGGCCAAUUUGAUAUCUUGGGCGAGGCAGUUAGCCUUGAAUGGGAGGCUAUUGGAUCUUGUCGAUUCGAGUAUACAGUCGUUGGACAGAGAAGAGGCGACGCUGUGCAUCACCAUCGCCCUCCUCUGCUUGCAACGGGCGCCUAACAAGCGCCCGUCCAUGAAGGAGAUCGUGGAGAUGCUCUCUGGCAAGUCGGAGCCACCCCACUUGCCAUUCGAGUUCUCUCCAUCGCCUCCUUCGAGUUUCCCUUUCAGGUCCAGGAAAAAGGCCCGGUGAAAUCGAGCUCAUUUAAGGGUUUAUUAUGUAGUAUCCAUCUCAUUUUUUCAGUAGAGCUUUUUGAUAUUUUCUUGUGCAGUUCUUGUUUGAUGAAUAGGAAAAAAGUUGGGGUGAGACUUUUCAUCUCCCAUUGGUCUUA